AUGGCAGAAAUUCAAAAGCCACAGGGAUCUGUUGUGAUCCUUGGAGCUGGAACUCAAGGUAGACGUCUGGCGCACAUGUGGUCAAGCCGCGGUGGUACUGUCCGUCUGGUAGAUCUCCAAGAACAACAGCUCCAAGAUGGUCUGAAGUACGUGGAUCAACUUCGUGCCGAUACAAAGGAUCACGAUGGCAACUGGGGAAAGAUUGAGACUUCCCACCCCGAUCAGCUGCAGUCUACGCUGCAGGAUGCGUGGCUCGUUGUUGAGUGUGUUCCUGAGAACUUGAAGUUGAAGCAGAAGAUCAUCACCCAGCUUGACGAUCUCGCCCCUGAAGGCACUAUCAUUGCUUCGAACUCCAGCAGUUACGGAAUCUUUGAAAUCAUUGAGAGUUUGACCUUGAAGAGCAAGAAGAGAGUUAUGAGCGCACACUGCUACUGGCCUCCCGAGACUUCAGCGAUUGAAAUUAUGGGCCACAAGGAUAGCGAUCCCGCCCUAGUUGAGCUCGUGUUGGCGCAGUGCAAAGAGCACGGAUUCUCCCCCUUCCAUGUCAAGCAAGACUCCAUCGGCUACAUUUACAACCGAAUCUGGGCUGCUAUCAAACGAGAGACUCUCCUCGCAUUGUCCGAGGGUGUUGCCUCACCCAGUGAGAUCGAUGCUAUCUUCAAGGACGUCCUGAAGACCCCCAAGGGUCCAUGUGAGCAGAUGGACGUCGUCGGUUUGGACGUUGUGUUGGACAUUGAGAACCACUACGCGGAUGCCCGCACUGGACUUCCCACUGAGCCGCGCGAAUACCUUAAGAAGAUGAUCCAGGGUGGAAGCCUGGGCGUCAAGAAUGGCCAAGGCUUCUACGGCUAUGAUCAGGAGAAGAAGUGA
Penicillium paradoxum is the source of this 870-nucleotide messenger RNA. RefSeq names its product 3-hydroxyacyl-CoA dehydrogenase family protein. NCBI's taxonomy places the organism in Eukaryota, Fungi, Ascomycota, Eurotiomycetes, Eurotiales, Aspergillaceae. Gene Ontology annotation, biological process: fatty acid metabolic process. Gene Ontology annotation, molecular function: NAD+ binding; oxidoreductase activity, acting on the CH-OH group of donors, NAD or NADP as acceptor. Bases 1 to 870 code for a protein of 289 amino acids. The transcript is spliced from 6 exons. The record is from RefSeq and is a predicted model, not a curated record.